AUGAGUUCAAAUUUAAGUGCAAAAAAACAAACUGCAGUCUCAGUUAUGAAGAAAAAGGAUCUGAAAUCUGCUGCGAAAAUUUCUAGUAGUUUGCUAAGUAAUCAAAAAAAAGACAAUUCAGUUUUUAAAACGCCUACUUUAGGUAAUAAUAAUGCUCAAAGAAAUACCCCUGAAGUAUUUUUAACUCCAAAAUUAAGUACACCCAAAAGUAGCACUAUGCUUAAGAGUAAAUCGACACCAGUAAUACCUGAAAAAUAUUCAAACAUAGUAAAAGGCAAGGACAGAGCUUUCGGUACACCUGUUACACAUUUAUGUUCUCCCAGUUUAUCACCGAAAGGAAGAAGGAAUUUUAUUCAGCAAGCAAACUGCUCAGUAAAAAGAUUCCUAAGUGAUUCCAGUUUAAAUGAUUCCCCUACUCCUAAUAAUGGAGAGUUAAAUACUCCAACUAGUAAUGGUUAUCAAAGAGAUGAAGAGGCAAGCAACUUUGUCGUUGGAGUCAGAGUGAGACCAUUUAGUUUAAGAGAACUUAAUGAUUCUACUGUUAGAAAUGUUGUGCAAAUGACAGAAGAUGAAGUACAAGUUACUUGUGAUACAGGGGCAAUUCACAGUUUUUCAUAUGAUCAUUGCUUUUGGUCUUUCGACAGUACUAAUAUUCAGUAUGCUUCACAAGAGGAUGUUUUUAAUAUUAUGGUUUUGCCUUUAAUGGAUCAAGUUUUUUUAGGGUGCAAUGCUUGCUUAUUAGCUUAUGGACAAACUGGAUCUGGAAAAAGUUACAGUAUGAUGGGAGUGGAUUCAGGAGUUCAGGGAGAAUUAGGCAAAGAAUCUGGUAUAAUUCCACGAUUUUUUCAAGAAGUUUUCAGACGAAUAUCCGAAAGCGAUCAAGAGAACAUUGAUUACCACGUUGAAAUAAGUUAUUUUGAAAUAUAUAAUGAAAAGAUUCACGACUUAUUGGGCACUCAUUCAAAUUUUUCAUUAAGAAAAAGUCUUAAAGUUCGAGAACAUCCUACUUUUGGACCUUAUGUAGUCGACUUAUCUACACAUUGUGUGGAGACUUUUAGAGAUGUUCAAGAUUGGAUAACUGUUGGCAAUAGUCAAAGAAUUACAGCUUCAACUGGUAUGAAUGAAAAAAGUUCAAGAUCUCAUUCGAUAUUUAGUAUAACAAUAACUCAAAAGCAAAGGGACGGACUUAAUACAUGUAAAAGUAAAGUUAAUUUAGUGGAUUUAGCUGGGAGUGAAAGAGUUGCUCAAAUGUGUGCAACCGGAAAUAAACUUAAGGAAGGUGUAAGUAUCAACAAAUCUUUGUUGAGCUUGGGAAAAGUGAUAACGUUUUUAUCGGAAAAAGGUCGGAAAAAGGGUGUCACAAGUUUUGGACCAUACAGGGAAUCGGUACUGACUUGGUUAUUAAGGGAAAGCUUGGGGGGAAAUUCAAGAACGGCCAUGUUGGCGACCAUAAGUCCGGCAAAUAUACAUUUGGAUGAAACUUUGGCAACUUUAAGGUACGCUUGCCAGGCACGAUCGAUUGUAAAUCGAGUUUACAAAAAUGAAGAUGCAAACGAAAGAAUGAUAAGGGAAUUGAGAGCUGAAGUUGAAAAAAUAACAAUGCUCAAACAGGAAUUGGACAAAAUGAAAAAAAUGGUUGAAUUUUCCGAGAGUCAAGAAAAAGAAGAUGAAAUAGAAAGAUUGAAAAAACAAUUAAUGGAAAGCGAAGAACUUUUGGCCAAAUCACAAACAUCGUGGGCGGAACGUUUGCGAGAAGCCGAAAGUUUAAAAGCAGCCGAAUUGCAAUAUUUAAAACGCUGCGGAAUUUCAAUAGCGGAUCCCAUGUUGAGCGGUACUCUGUUGUACCUUCUACCUCCAGGACGUUUAGUGAUUGGACGUUCGAACGAUAAAAAUCCCGAUGAAAAACAACCGGAUAUAAGAUUAAACGGUCCAUUAAUUCAACCCCAUCACUGUGAUAUCGAAAAUGAAAAUGGAAGAUUAUAUUUGAUUCCCAUCGAAGGCUGUGAUACAUACGUUAACGGAUGCGUCAUAAAUGUCAAGACUGAAUUAUUUCACAAAGAUAGAAUCGUAUUUGGUGGAAUUCAUUAUUUUCGCAUAAACAUACCCAACGAAUCAUCCGAGAAUGAGGAAAGAAUCGUGGAUUUUGAUUUUGCACAUCAGGAAAUAUUAAAAGUACAAGAGAAAAGAUUGAGAAAAGAAUUGGAAGAAUCGAAACAAAAAGCAAUAACGGAAUUGGAAUCGGAAAUGGAAUCGAUGUUGGGAGCACAAAAAUUUGAUUACGAAAGACAAAUCAACGAAAUGUUGUCGGUCGUCGAAAUGCAAACCAACGCACUCGCCGAGGAAAGAAAACAAAAACACGUUUUAGAAGUUGAAAAAAAUGUUUUGCAAGAAAAGGUCAACAGUCAAAACGAUUGCAGGAAAAUGAUUAGUGACGAGAGAAAAAAUGUCAAAAGGAUAUCGAUAUACAAGUCGACGUUUUUACAGGUGAUGAGUCAAACGGGAGGAGGAAGGUAA
Molecule: messenger RNA, 2514 nt
Organism: Pediculus humanus corporis (human body louse)
Lineage: Eukaryota; Metazoa; Arthropoda; Insecta; Psocodea; Pediculidae
Exons: 10
Coding region: 1-2514 (837 amino acids)
Biological process (GO): microtubule-based movement
Cellular component (GO): microtubule; kinesin complex
Molecular function (GO): microtubule binding; ATP binding; ATP hydrolysis activity
Source: RefSeq, a predicted model, not a curated record